AUGGCCCUUCCCCGAGUAUUUGCAUCUCGCCUAAUGCAACAAACAGUUCGGCGCUACCACGGCGGACAUGACUUUAAGCCGCCUUCAAUGGAUGAGCUGCCAGUGCCCCGUGGUUCCUGGCAGGCUAAGUACAGUGCUGACCAACGACGUUACAAUGCCAUACUAGCUUUUGGAAUUGCUUUCUCGGUUUUCUCUUUUUCACUUGCUAAAGGUUCAGGACUUUUGUACUUCAACUAUGCCCCUCCCAAGUCUUUGGAUUAA
Molecule: messenger RNA, 261 nt
Organism: Leptosia nina
Lineage: Eukaryota; Metazoa; Arthropoda; Insecta; Lepidoptera; Pieridae
Source: the annotation of a GenBank genome assembly